AUGGCACACGUCACCAUCCAAGGCAAAAUGGAGAAGCUACACUGCUCAAGCAGCCACACCAAACCCCGGUCACCGUCACCCAAGAAGACGGAAAAAUACAUAAUCCAAAAGCUCAGCAAGGAGUUUGAGUUGACAAAUGACACCAUCGGCGAUGGUGGCUUUGCCAGAGUCAAGAUCGUGCAGAGGAAAGAGCAGGGCACGCUUGUUAGGUACGCGGCCAAGUUCCUCAACAGAGAGGAAGGAGAGCUCGAGCGGUUAUAUGUGGACCGGGCUCUGAAGGAGUUCAACAUCGCCAGGAGCCUGCAUCAUCCGAAUAUCGUCGAGGUUCUUAGCCUCUGCAAAUAUAAGCUUCGCCUGGCCUUUGUUAUGGAGUACUGCCAACAUGGCGAUCUCUUAGACCUAAUGGAAAGGGGAACUCUUUGCCAUGGGGCCAAAAAGUGCCUCUUUAAACAAAUGCUCAGGGGUGUUGCAUACAUGCAUAGCCAUGGUAUCGCACACCACGAUAUUAAACCGGAGAACAUGGUCCUGGCCGAUGAUAACGUCCUCAAGAUCAUCGACUUUGGGCUCUCUGAGGUCUUUGCUGAGCUCCUCCCUCCCAAUAGCAAAGGCGAAAGGGAACUUGGCCGGGUCCGCGAGUUCCCUGCUCGUCUCUGCGGCACAGCAGCCUAUCUUCCACCAGAGAUACUUGAGGCUAAAUACUAUUACGACGCCCGAGCCCUCGAUGUGUGGAGCUGCGCCAUAACCGCCUUUACUCUAUUCGUCGGCAAAUUGCCUUGGGGACUAGCCGACGAUGAAGACGAACUCUACCAAGCCUUUCAAGGAAGUUGGCAGUACCUCCUCGAAGAAUACCCCGACAUACCUGUGACGGCGGACAACUUCCCGCUUACAGUUUUCGCCGAAAUCCUGCCGGAGAAGGAGCUUACAACCCUACUUCUUCGGAUGCUGCACCCAUUCCCGGAAAUGCGCAUGACAAUUUUCGAAGUGUUGGAGGAUCCUUGGGUUCAGGCUAUUGAGUGCUGCAGCCCCGAGUCCGACCACCUGUCGGCGGUUCAGGGUGACAAAGCUGGUGAUUGUGGCAUCCCCAAUAUGCAUGAUCACCGUCCCUCGAAAGACAAGCUGGUUCCCAAAUCUGACUAG
This is a messenger RNA of Aspergillus pseudotamarii, 1137 nucleotides long. RefSeq names its product putative serine/threonine protein kinase. Gene Ontology annotation, molecular function: ATP binding; protein serine/threonine kinase activity. NCBI's taxonomy places the organism in Eukaryota, Fungi, Ascomycota, Eurotiomycetes, Eurotiales, Aspergillaceae. The record is from RefSeq and is a predicted model, not a curated record. Gene Ontology annotation, biological process: intracellular signal transduction; intracellular monoatomic cation homeostasis; protein phosphorylation. The transcript has 2 exons. Bases 1 to 1137 code for a protein of 378 amino acids.